Molecule: messenger RNA, 375 nt
Organism: Sorghum bicolor (sorghum)
Lineage: Eukaryota; Viridiplantae; Streptophyta; Magnoliopsida; Poales; Poaceae
Product: vegetative cell wall protein gp1-like
Exons: 2
Coding region: 1-375 (124 amino acids)
Source: RefSeq, a predicted model, not a curated record
AUGCCGAUGGAGAUCGGGAUGUCGGGGCGUCUUGGAUCUCCUCUCUUGACCGGCAGAAGAUGCCUCGUCGCAGCGCAGCCGCGUAUCGCGCCCUCUUCGUCGCCGCCCGUGCUCCACCAGUUGCACCAGCACCAGCUCCAGUACCUGCACCUGUGCCAGCACCAGUACCUGUACCAGAGCCCGAGGUCGUCGCCUAUGGACACGGGGUCCCCUACGCCUACACCUUCAGCUCCUACACCAGUGGCGGUACCGAUUCCGCAGGCUGCCGCUCCAGUUCCACCUGCGCCUGCACCACCUGCACCUGCACCACCUGCACCUGCACCACCUUCGCCUGCACCCCACGCGUCGACGGGUUCAGCACCGACGCCUCAGUAG